AUGGUCCAUAUCGGAAGUAUUCCGGGCGCCCUGAUCGCCUUUCUUCUUUGCGAACACAUCGGCAUGCUCUGGUCAAUGCGACAGUUUUGUCUACUUUGGUCGAUCGGUGUCGUGAUUGUGAUCACUUCUAGUGGGAGCAUCGGACAAAUAUACGCAGGCCCAUUCAUUAUGGGUCUUAGAACUGGACAGGCUGGUGUAAUUGUGCCGACGUACCUGGCUGAAGUUGCGCCGGCCUAUGCUAGGGGAAUGCUGGUGUCGCUGUUCGGGAUGGAGGAGUAUAUUGGGAUUAUGGUAGGGCACUUCUCGGCUUGGGGAGCUGCAUUGCACAUUUCUGACAGCACUGCUCGGCAAUGGAUCAUACCGCAAAGCAUACAGGUUAUCGUGGCAGGCGUCUUGGGGAGGCUGUGGGGUCUCCCGGUCGAGCACGAAGAGAUCUCGUUCGAGAUAGAGAGUAUUCAGAGCCAGUUGGACACUGAUCAAGGGACUACCGUGUACAAAUCUUGGAUAUACUCACUCAAGGAGUUGCUGGCAGUCACGACCAACCAGAAGAGAGUACUUUUUGUCAUCCCCGAACAAAUUCUCAGCCCGUGGUUUGGAGCCAACUCAAUAACAACCUAUGCACCCGAGCUGUUGUCCUUGCUGGGCCUGACAGGACAGUCGGAAAAAACUGUUUGUCACAGCAAUUUUGGUGCCGUGAAAUUUGUUGCAUCGCUACUUUGUGCAAUCCUGCUAAUUGAACGUGUGGGCCGAAAGGAGUCAUUGAUGUCUGGAACCUUUAUUCAGCUGGUCGCCAUGCUGUACAUCUCGUUCUUUCUUAGCGUCGAGUCAGGCAUCCGAUGGCGAGUCCCCAUCCACCGAUCGGGCCGCAAUUGCCGCGAUCAGAUUCUCAUCAAUGCAGAGAUAUUUCCCCUGCAUGCUGUACAAUCCAUGUUACUGGAGGAUACUUUUCAACCAACCGGAACAUUCUGGUUCUUUUCGACUGUGACGCUUUUUGGGAUCGCAUGGGUUUGGUUUCUGCUCCCCGAGACUGCUGGCCGGACAUUAGAGGAGGCAAAUGGCUUAUUUGGUGACGAGUCUCAUGUCGAUGUCAGCACAAUCGCCAAUCAGCCGGCGUCCGAUAAAGUCCGACCACCGAUAUCGCGGGUCUGUGAUUGGCCGAUUGCCAGUGCGGGGGCGGUCGAGUCGUCACACUCGCCCGCAGAGGUUCCUUCCGUCUCCCUCGCGAUAUCGACAACGGCCACGAGCAGAAAAAGGGGAGCAUCGUCGAAACACGACUGUUUUCUCUUUCAAAAUACAUCCACUAAUGCCAUGACCGGGUCAGCUGAUGCUGCUGGCCCACUCCGCGUCUCGCAGCGGCGGCCCCUCGCGUGUCGAGAAUGCACCAAGCGGAAAAGAAAAUGCGACAAGCAAAUCCCCUGUUCUAGAUGUCGCCGCCUGAAUCUCGAGUGCUCAGUGGAGGCCGUGCGACUCCGGCGAAAUACUGUGCAACAUGCGUCUGAGAUUCAAUUCUUGGCCUCAAUACUGGCGGAGCUGGAUACUGGCUCCACACACAAGCUGCCUGAUAUUGCUCAAAGAUUGAAAGAUAGAAUCUCCCAGUUACAGACUGGGACAUCAACGCCACCGACCGAUGAAAAUACUUCUGCCUUGCUGCAGGAGGAUAUCAAGCAACCCGACCAGUUUGACGAAAGGCAGGCCCUGCAUCGACUGGCCGAAGCGCCUCCUGAGAAUACAGAUCCACCAAUUCUUACAGCCAUAGAGCAUCUUGCUUGGGGCCGGAACUCUGCAGGAUGCUUCCCCCACAGAAGAUGCGCCUGUCAAUAUCGUCGAGAUAACCCGGAGAUGCUAUCGAUGAACAACGGGUCUUUCCAAAUACAUGGAUCUGCUCUGGAGUCAUUAGUAUUCGUGCCCAUAUCAAACGAUGCUCAAAAGCUCGUCAAGUUUCAUAUCGGCCAUUUGGCCUGGCAUCACAAUUGCUUCCACGGAGAGACGUUCCUCGAACAAUGUGAUCUAUUCUGGAGCACAGGAAGAUGCGACAAUCCUCUCUGGAUAGCACUCUACCUCUCUGUCUUGAGUUGUACGGUCAAUUCAAUUCAAAAUAGCAGAAAGCUUAAAACCCUGCUCGACGUCGAUCUAGAGAGCAUGCAAUCCGCCCAGCAGCUUUUCUCCGCCAUGGUUCAAACGUUGUAUCAUUCGCAUUUUCUGAAUAAUCUUUCCAUCUGCUCUGUUCAGGCCAUUGUCAUAUCGACGGAGGUUGCGCACAACCUUGGUCUCAGCCAAUUGAACGCUACAAUGUUCAAUGCUGCCGUUCGAAUUGCCGAGUGCUUGGGACUUCACAAAAUCAAAGACCACCCUUCAUCAUUAACACACACUCGAGAUCAAUGGGAAGAACGCGUGGAGCGGGAAGUUGGAAGGCGAGUAUGGUGUCAGAUGAUUAUUCAAGACCACUUUGCCAUACCUUUUACGGAUACUUACAGCAUCUCUCCGUUGCAUUAUUCAACCGGUCGCCCUCUAAAUGCCGAUGAGCAGAACCUCACUGAACUCCCCACCAAUAUUCCCACUAUCAGCACCUACGUGCGGGUGCUCGUUGAAUUGGCUGCUCUGAUGCCAGGUUUAGUUGAUGGACUUGGCCCAAUGAGCAAGCGCAAGUCUCGUCGCGAACAAUAUGAACAUAUACUGCAGGUGGAUCAGAAAAUGAGAGCUGUGGUUAAAGGUAUACCAUCUUUUCUUCUACGACCCGACAAGGCCAAAGAGUCGAAAAUACCGUGGCUUAGUAUUGUCCGUCGGAGUCUUGCCAUAACGGCGGCUGAAAAGAUCAUCAUGAUACACCGACCAUUUCUAUUCCGCUCAUUUCACGACCCAAACUAUGGCCACUCAAGGCGUACCUGCAUUGCAGCCGCGAUGACAAUCCUGCGUGAACACGAGACAAUCGCCAAGGAGGAAGACCUGUCGAUCUGGACACACACUGCCUUUGCUAUUACUGCUGCGGUCAUUCUAUGCUUCGAGGUGAAUGCUACGGUAGAGGACCCAUCUGAUGGGAAAAUAGAGAUGUACAGAGAGGCCGUUUUGUCUGCCCGCGAGCGUCUCGCUCUACGAAAUCACGAUGUUCUCGCCCAGCGUGGUGUUGCUCUUAUCGACGCCAUUCUGAUUGCCGAAGAGGCCCAUUUUGGAGCCAGACAAAGGAAACGCGGUGGUCACAUUGACUUUAACCGGGUCUUUGCCAACUUUUCGACCUUGAGCCGGGUGAUUUUAAAUCCUGAAGACGAUAUGGCAUUUGGCAAAUUUCCCGGUAACAGCCCGGAUGACUUUCGGAGUGUGGACGCCAAUGAAAUGCAAUUCUCCUGGAAUCAGGAUGAGAUUGACUUUGAUAUUUGGUUUAAUGGAAUCUUCAACGACCUCCAGCCAUCUCCAAUGGGAUGA
Penicillium daleae is the source of this 3417-nucleotide messenger RNA. RefSeq names its product MFS transporter/GAL4/fungal specific transcription factor domain-containing protein. The transcript is spliced from 8 exons. Gene Ontology annotation, molecular function: transmembrane transporter activity; zinc ion binding; DNA-binding transcription factor activity, RNA polymerase II-specific. Gene Ontology annotation, biological process: transmembrane transport; regulation of DNA-templated transcription. The coding region runs from base 1 to 3417 and encodes 1138 amino acids. Lineage: Eukaryota; Fungi; Ascomycota; Eurotiomycetes; Eurotiales; Aspergillaceae. Gene Ontology annotation, cellular component: membrane. The record is from RefSeq and is a predicted model, not a curated record.